CGGAGCAGAAAGCAAUUAACAUAAAUGACAGAUAGCUCACACUCUACCACUGGCAGCGGUGAGCCUUUGGAACGUUGUGCAGCCCGAGGACAGACACAUUGGGAUCCACGUGAAGGUUGUGUAGCCAGGGCGUAUGAUUGAUAACCGAUGCGGCCAAUGGUAGCGCGCUGACCUGCCGGUCUCCUGACGUGACAAUGGCCUGGCUCUCAGGACACGGGCGCUGUCAGCCAAUGGGAGAAGUCGAGGGCCGGACUUGUCACGUUCCACGAUGCGUGCAGCCGUGCGAACCAAGUGCAACAUUGCGAGCGAUACUGGAUCGUGCUUUAUUGGCAGUAAGGGGAUCGCAGCGGAGUAAGACUGACAUCAGAGAAUGGCUGCCUUUUCAGAAUCUGGUUUCCAAGAGGCUGAGAUGGUCCUGCAUUCAAGUAGCGCCGAUAUUCAGGAUCAGACACAAGAUCGGGAAGUACAGCAGCUACAUGAUGAUGUGGAGAUGAAAAGUAAUGGCUCAAGUGGAACUGAUUCAAAUGUGAAUGAAUUUUCAGAAAGCUCAAGCAGUAGUGCCAGUCAAAAUGGAAAAGAUUCAGCUCUACUUUUGGAUUCAUUAGAGAGUAGCAAAAGUACUAAUACAAAGAAAAGAAAACGAAGAUUUGAUGAAGUAUAUAUCCGAAAUAAGAGGCUUCCUUUCAUGCCUCUGUCAUUUGAAAAAUGUAAUCCUACUGACAGUUCCAACUCCCAGAGCCUGUCCCUUCGCAGCAGCUCAAAUGGAUUCAGUCUCAUCAGUGCUAGCUCAGAACAAGACAAUCCCUCAACAAGUGGUUGCAGUAGUGAUCAAUCUGCUAAAGCAAAGACACAGAAAGAGUUGAUAAAAGCCUUAAGUGUCUUAAAAAGACACCUUCCAUCUGAUAAGAUGACUAAAGGAAAAUCCAGGACACUUUCUACACUGAAGUAUGCACUACGAUGUGUAAAACAAGUCAGAGCUAAUGAAGAAUAUUACAAGUUUCGAAUGAAUGAUGACUCUGAACCAAGUAGCUUGAGUAUAAACUCCUUCACCAUUGAUGAGGUCGAGAACAUCACAUCUGAAUAUACUUUGAAAAAUACUGAUAUCUUCGCUGUAACUGUUUCUCUGAUUACGGGACAGAUUGUAUACAUCUCUGACCAAGCCUCCUCAAUUCUGAAUUGCAAUAAAGAUGUCUUCAAAAAUGUCAAGUUCACAGAGCUCCUUGCUCCACAAGAUGUUGGAGUUUUCUACAGCUUUACAAAGCCAUCUCAGCUGCCUCUGUGGAGUGUGUGCACAGCUGCUGAUUCAUCACCACCGGACUGCAUGCAAGAGAAGUCUUUCUUUUGCCGUAUUAGUGGAGAUCGACAACGAGGUCACAACAUCCAUUACUAUCCCUUUCGUAUGACAACUUACCUCACAAAGGUGCGGCUAUCUGAAGAUGAUGAUGACCAACUCUGCUGUCUGUUGCUUGCUGAAAGAGUGCAUUCAGGCUAUGAAGCACCAAGAAUUCCUCAUGAUAAGAGAGUUUUUACCACGACACACUCUCCCAGCUGCGUAUUCCAGGAUGUUGAUGAGAGGGCUGUUCCUUUGUUGGGUUACUUGCCUCAAGACCUAAUUGGAAUGCCUAUGCUGAUGCAUCUGCAUCCAGAUGAUCAACCUUUGAUGCUAGGCAUUCAUAAGAAAAUACUGAAACACGCUGGGCAACCAUUCGAACAUUCACCUGUCCGAUUCUGCUCUCAGAAUGGUGAAUACAUCACCAUUGAUACCAGUUGGUCAAGCUUUGUUAAUCCAUGGAGCAGAAAAGUGUCCUUCAUAAUUGGAAGGCACAAAGUCAGAACGGGACCGUUGAAUGAAGAUGUAUUUGCUAAUCCGGGAAUUACUGAAACAAAGACACUUAGUCCUGAAAUCCAGACAAUCACUGAGCAAAUUCGUCAGCUUUUGCUACAGCCAGUUUACAAUAAUGGUUCCAGUGGAUAUGGAAGUUUGGGAAGUAAUGGAUCCCAUGCACAGUUCAUGAGUGUAGCCUCUUCCAGUGAUAGCAGUGGUAACAUUAAUGAAGAAAGUCACUGGAACAAGCCGAUGACAUUUCAGAAAAUUUGUAAGGAUGUGCAUUUGGUCAAAAAUCAAGGACAAGCAAUGUUCAUUGAGAACAGAGGAAAGAGUGAAUCAAAACGCAGACACAAAAGCGUAACACAACAAAGAGAAACUUGUGGCCAGAGCAAAGACUUUAAAGCCAGUUCAUCCAAGGGUGCUGCACCCAGCAGUGCCGUAAAAAACAUGCUGUUGGAUGAUUCAAGAUGCAAGGAGCAGCCAGUAUAUUGUUAUCAGCAAAUAAACUGCUUGGACAGUGUAAUAAGGUAUUUGGACAGCUACAAUAUUCCAAGCACUGUGAAAAGGAAAUGUGAAUCCUCAUCAGCAUCUGAUGAUGAUAAAGAAAAAAAUAACAUACAGGUUUCUAAAGAGGCACCACCAUUACCGCAACAGUCUGUCCGAGUUCCUUUUAAAGUUGCAAAGGAGGUCUCCACCGGAACGGUUGUUGGCACUCCCUUAACACCACUCUCCUUACCAAGAAAGGCGGCAAGUGUCACCAGCCAGUGCAGUUACAGCAGUACUAUUGUCCACGUGGGAGACAAGAAACUACAAGCAGAUGCAGAAAUCCUGUUGGAGGAUGGGCUUGGUACUACUGACUCUGCAGAGAACAUGGCAUCUACUACACUGGUCACCGCUGUGCCUUCUGUGAGCCAGGAAAAGGAACCAUACAAGAAACUUGGCCUCACCAAAGAGGUUUUGGCUGCUCACACUCAAAAGGAAGAACAGAUAUUUUUGAGCAAGUUCAAGGAGCUGAGCAAACUAAAAACAAUAGAGACUUCCUGCAAAUCCUACUUAGAAGAUCAGUACAAAGGAUGUUCAGGAGAUUGUGGCUCUCAAGGAUUCAAACCUGGAUGGAAUCGUGCUGAACCUGUGUACAAAAAAGGCGGAAAGAAUAAGAAGCUGAAAUUGAAACGCAUCAAACAGCAGGAAUUGUCUGACAGUGCUCCGUCUCACACCAACCAUCAUACACCAUCUUCCUGGUCCCCGUCCACUGUCUCUCAGAGUAGAUAUUCAGCUUUACCAUUUACAACAGUUUUGCCACCCUGUCAACUGCCAGUAUUUUCUCCACAUGGAGGAAUGCCUCCUACCACUGACCCUUCUCUGUCUAAUUUUGAAAAUGCCCAGGGUGUUCACUGUACCACACAGCCUCCAGCAUACUCUGCACCCCUAGUAACCCCUAUGGUAGCAUUUGUGCUUCCUAAUUACAUGCUGCCUCAGAUGAAUGACAGUGUGCACCAGCCCUUCUUUGCAAGUCAGGCACCAUUCCCUUCACAAUCUGCCUUUUUAUCACAGACGCCAUUUCCUGCACAGACUCCAUUCCAGUCUCAGCCACAGUUUGCAUCACAACAUUAUGAUCCACCAGGAGAAGGUGAGAAGGCAGCUGCACCAGAAUCUCGAGGUGCCCCAUCGUGCUGCUGUACUCCACAGUCAGUAGGCCCUCAAGGCCACACUUCUCCUCCAUUAUUCCAGUCCAGGUGCAGUUCGCCUUUACAGCUAAAUCUGCUGCAGCUGGAAGAAAUGCCCAAAUCAUCAGAAGGAAUUGCAGUUGUUGGACUUGUAGGUGGAAGUGGAUCAAUGGUUGAUGGAGGAGGGAUGAACAAUACUCCCAAUAUUGCGAAUGUGGACAUUGUAAAAGAUGAAGCAGAACUGGCUGUAUCACCUGAUGAACCUCAGAACAGUGAUGCUCACUCCACUUCCACUGACCUAUUGGAUCUAUUACUUCAGGAUUCACUAUCAGGCACUGGAUCUGCAGGCUCAGGGAGUGCCAGAUCAACAGCUUCAGGCUCUUCAGGCUCUCCUUCGAAUGGGUGUGGAAUGUCAGGAACUGACACAGGAAGCAGUCAUCUAAGCAACACCAGUAAAUAUUUUGGAAGCAUUGAUUCCUCGGAGAAUGACCACAAGUCGAAACUCGGAAACUCCAAGAAGACUGACCACCUCACUAAUUGUGUACUCCAGGACCCAGUCUGGCUCUCAAUGUCAAAUAUAGAUGAAAGAACAAUGAUGACCUACCAACUUCCAUCCAGGGACAUUGAAACUGUUUUAAAAGAAGACCGAGAAAAGCUGAAAAUGAUGCAGAGAAAUCAACCAAAAUUCACAGAGGAUCAAAAAAAAGAACUCUAUGACGUUUUCCCUUGGUUUAAGACAAAUAUACUGCUAAAAACCUUUGAUAACACAGAUUUGGCUUGCUGGGAGAAAAAUGCAUCACAAAGCAACUCGACAAUAUUCGAUGCAGAAAUCCAUAAUCUAGAAUUGAAUGGGUUGAUGGAACCAAACCACAAUGUUGGCUAUCCACCCUUGAACUUUACAAUUGAAGAGCAAAAACGUGCAGAAAUAGCAACCUCUAAUCUGGAAGUAGCAACAGCCACAUUUGGAAACUCUGCAAGUUGAAAGUGUUUUGACUUUGUAAACGAACUUCUACUGAAUAGGUAUGAACACAUAGAACUCGUUUUUGGAGUUUUCAAGAAACUGCAUCUCACCUUCAAUGAGAUGUUCAAGCUUAAGAAAAAUGAAGGAUUUUAUGGAACUAUUUUUAAAUGGGUGUAUUUAAUAUCAUAAAUUGUCGCUUCAAGCUGAUAUCUAAAUGUAUCUGCACUUUUUAACAUGUAUUCAUGGAGUCUGGUUUUGUUGUACUUGAUAGACCUUUAAAUAUGUGUAUUGUUAAUAUGACAUUAGGAUUUCUAAAUGUAUCCAGUUUUUUGCUGUUCUAAUCAUAAAUCUGAUUUGACAGUCAGUUGUACUUUAUGUACUAAUUUCAUCAUGGAUAAAUAUCUUUGUGGAAUUUUGUAAUCCCUUUUACAAACAUGCUGUCUAGCUGUAUAAAUUUUAUAGUGGUAUGCAAGGAGCUUUGUUCUAUGAAUUCAAAUAUUUUAACAAUAUUCCAGUGAUUGGAAACACUACAAAGACUAGUAACUUGGUGAUGACCUAUAGAGUAAUUGUAGUCUCUGUUAGUAUUCAAACAGAUCUGUGUACAUGGAUGUUCAACUGUAGCCUUAAAUGGAGUCAUCCUAAUUUCUGAAUGUUGAUUGGAAUAUGCAGCAAGAUGGUAUUUUUGACAUUGAGCCUCAUUGAAAUGGACUGUCAAAGUAUACAACAAUUAUUUGGAGAAAUGAAACUACAACAGCAUAUUCCAACUCUGGACCAAAGAAUUAAACAACGUGCUCAAGAAAGGCUGAAGUAAACCACAUUGAAAUGUAUAUGUAACUUAUCCAGUCUUUGAAACGAUAUAACGUGGGACAGACCAGUGCUUCAUUAAAUUCACUCCUCAGUACUGUGUUGUGGAUGUUGUGAAAGACUAACAGUUUUCUUGAGGUAUGUUUUUGAGGAUGUGUGAUAUAGGAUUUAUUCGGCAGUGUCACAUACAAGAGGUAGACAACAUUUCACCAAUUUAUAAACUUUUAAACUUUUUUUGAAGAAGUCCUGUUUUCAUAAAACAUCCUAAUUGUCAGCUUUCCUUAUGGAAAUUUAAACUUUUAUGCACAAGUUAUCCAUUGAUGCUAGAUAUUUUAAAGGUUCUCUCAAAUAAUGUUUAAUGUGAUGUGAAGUGUGAUAAUUUUAUGAUAGUGUCUACUAUUUGCCUUAUUUGACACUGGGUAGCAAAUUAAGAUAUAGGUUUCAAAUUUAUAUACUCCUUAUUGGGGUUUCCAGGUAGGAAUGCUGAUAUAAGGUAGAAUUCCACAGAGUAGUGAUCUGUAGGAUUUCUGGUGUCCAAUAAAGCUAGAAGUUUUACUGUCGUGUGGGCAUUAUCUCUUGGUCACAUAACCAAAACACAGGAAUGUGAAUUACGCUCUACCACUAUUUUAUUAGCUGCUAUAAUCCUUGUGGCCAGUUUACUGACUUCACUUUUUUCCCCUGCCUUCCGUGUGAAUUUUUUUUCAUUUGAGAAACUGAUUUUGCCCAGAAUUCUCAAGUUAAAAGUUCCUCUUAUUUUCAGUGGCCCCACACAAAAAAAUGGUUGGCCUGUGAUGCAAAAGAUGACAAUAAGUUUAAUUCUGCAGAGUGAUAUUUAGAGGCAUUGGUAAAGCAUGGCUCACCAGUCAAAUUGUUUCAUGAAAUAAAUCUCAGCUCCAGUUGUACACUUUAUACUGUAUAAAUUGGAUGAACUAAAUUUAAGAAAAUGUAUAUUUUUUCCCCUUUUCCUUUCUCUCUUUGUCUAUCUGUAAAAGAGAAAGAUAAUAAUACUGUGAAGGAGCAUGUUGUGUAGCAAGUGUAAGAUUUGGGAAUACAAGUCAUUCUUAUUUUCUUCCUACAGAAUGUUUUGGUUUUGAAACUUUAUAGCUACAUGACGUCCCACAGUCCAAACCAGUAACUUUGCCUGUUAGAAUACCAUUGAUUUUGUAGCGUAUGCCACAUAUUGCUCAAUAAUUGAUAUGGUUGAAACAUCUUUCCCGGACUAAAAGCUGUUUCCCAGCUUUGCAGAUGUUGAUCAAUAAAAAGCUGCAAUUUGGCUUUCUCUUCUGUAUCUGUCAGAGUUCAUAGCCUGCCUGUUAUGUAGCAGUGCCUUAUUUCUGUCUGGAUUCUCUCCUGAGCUUUUAAUGAUCAGAAGCGUAUACAGGUGUUGAGAAUCAUAGCCAUAAACCUAGGUCCAACACAUUACAGUAUCACAUUUGAUCGAUUUCAAGCAUCAUUGGUCUGUCCACAAGUUUCUGAAAUACAAAAAUGAAUUUGCUUAUUUAAAAUUUACUCUAUUUUAAAGAUUUGUUAGCACAACUUAAUUGAAGGUUUCAUAUUGUGAUGUUAACGCUGUGCCACCUUCCUAUUAAUGGCUAACAGUGACCAGAUUUCUUUGGGCUUGUGAAAAAACAGUAACCUAAUCUUAUCAAUAUCAGUUAUGUAACAGAUCCUUCUGCAAGAGCCCAGUUUGAUUUUUAAAAUGCUCAAUUUUUCUAUUUCUAUGUGGGAUGUCACCUGCACAUGAAUUGUUAUUGCUGAAUAAAUGAUUGCAGAAUGUGUGCCGAUGGCUUUAUUGUAAUGUUGGCUGAACUCGACAAUACAAAAUAGCUUUGACAUCAUGAGGGUUGGCCAUUCACCCAAGAGUUAUCAUCAACAAUGUAAAUAGUCCAUGGCAUAGCUGGACUUGAUAACUCGUCCAAGUCAAUAAAUAAAAAUUCCCAUAGAGUAUAACCAGCCCACUGUUUAACAUAAGUUACUCAUAAGAUAUCGCAAGUAUGUUUUAGAAUUAAUUUGCUUCUCUUUAAGUAAGGAAGAAGGCUUAAUAUUAUAACUUGGACAUGAAUGCAUCUUCAACUAAAUUCUACAGUAAACUUGUUUUCUUUUUGAACGAGAAAGAUCAGAAAUUUUUAAUUUACACUGUUGUUACCCUUAAUCUUUGGGAUCUCAGAAAUGAAUCAGAUAAUUUCCUAGUAGCAUUCUUUAAUUCUGGUACUGGCUUCCUUUUCUGUUGGGAUCUUUAAAAUUUAUAGCUCUUCACAUCAAAUGGAGGGUGAUUUUUUUAAAAAAAAAACAAUAAACAACUAAAUCCGUGAAAAUUGACCGACUGCAUUGGUUACUGCCAUCCAAACCUGUAGCACCAAGCCCCUCAAUCUGUUGAAGAAUUCAAUUAAAAAUUGAAAAAGUAUAUAUUUGAUCGCUUUUUAAUACACUAACGGUUACAAUUUGUGUUGCACCCUCAUGUUCGUUCUUUUAUGUUGAAAACACUUGACUGAGAUUUUUUUAAACAAAUAAACUAUUCCAGUUCAAUUUUAAA
This is a messenger RNA of Chiloscyllium plagiosum (whitespotted bambooshark), 7793 nucleotides long. Its product is annotated as period circadian protein homolog 2. Gene Ontology annotation, molecular function: transcription corepressor binding; transcription cis-regulatory region binding. Lineage: Eukaryota; Metazoa; Chordata; Chondrichthyes; Orectolobiformes; Hemiscylliidae. Gene Ontology annotation, biological process: circadian regulation of gene expression; negative regulation of transcription by RNA polymerase II; entrainment of circadian clock by photoperiod. The record is from RefSeq and is a predicted model, not a curated record. Gene Ontology annotation, cellular component: nucleus; cytoplasm.